GACAACAUUCUAACCACACCAGUGGUUAACAAGUUUUGUACUAGUUCAAAUACUGUAGUAAAAUGGAAAUAAAAUUUAAUGAAAUUUUCGUAUAUGCCGUCAUCACAACUUUCGGUUUUUCUUCUGCGGAUAUUUUGAGUAGCGAACUAAAAUCCCAUACCACAGAUAAUAAUUAUGAUAUUACUGCAAUUUACAAGACAAAGAAAAACGCUAAACCGGAAAAUUGCUAUGGUCCAAGUAUUAGAAAUCAAUUGGACGUUAACUUUUGGCCCAAUGAAAAUAAAAGUAAUUGGAACGAUGACUUUAUGAACAAUACCACGCAUACCAAUUGUUACAAAGUUGAAAUUCAUUUAAGAACGAACGCUAUUGGCUUACCAGUAACGUAUGAUGGAAAAUUGUUGAGUUUUGGUAACAAAGAUUUCGAGGUUAUUGCAGAUUCGACAUUUGGAAAUAUAUUCAAUUACAUAGACUAUGACGAAAGAAACAAUUGGGAUUUGGUCAGUCGCGGAAUAAAUGAUAAUAUCUAUGUCUAUGAUAACAAGCGACGUACAGCUUCAAAAAAUCCUGAUGUUAUCACUGAAUACGAAUAUUUGACAAAUUUAAGGGAUUUUGAUCAAUUUAAUAUAAAAUGGAGAUCAAGCCGUACAAUUCAAGCAUGUUUAUCGAUAUCUUACUACUCUUUGAAUUCUAGAUCUUCAAUGGAAAUAUUUAAAAAAAAUCAUCCAAAUGCCAUUUUAUCUCAUAGUUUUGAGCGAACAGACUACACCAUAGAAACGUUAGUAUUACGUACAAAUGAGAUAUUUUGGGAAAAUGAAGAGUACGAAUUGCGACUUAAGUUCGACUCCCAAUCUGUUUUUGGAAUAAAGAGAAUAGUUCAAUGUCUGGGAUUAAAUGAAUUUGAAGAAGUGUACACUGGUCUACCUAUGCAAAGGUUCCCAUCAAAAGUCGGAAUUUAUCCCUUUGGAAACCCAAGUAAAAACAAUUUCGGGUAUUGGCCAACUCCAAAAGACGAGCCAUGUUAUAACGGAGGGAUAUAUGUAAAUAAGAAAUGCGUCUGUCCACCAGGGUUUAAAGGAGAUAACUGUGCAUUUGCAUGUGGGCCAAAUAAAUUCGGUUUUGACUGUACCGGCAUUUGUUCAAUGGAGGAAGAUAACUGCAAAGGAGCGAUAAUUUGUACGAACAUUUUCUCAUGCCAGUGCACUACUGGAUACACUGGCAAGUUCUGUGAAGAUGAAUGUCCUCGGGGAUAUUAUGGAUUCGGUUGUAACCAAAAGUGUUCAGAAAAUUGUCAUUCUAAUGAAUGUAAUAUAUUCUCCGGUGCAUGUACUAAAGGAUGCAAGAAUGGUUAUUUAAUGCCAAAUUGUAUAGAAAAGUACCCUUGGCUAAUAAUUGCGCCUAAAUUAGUAUCAUCUAAUAUGCAAUCGAUGACUUUGAAUUUCGACUUGUCUUUUGACAAUAUUGGUGGUAGUCGACAGAAAAAACCCACGUAUUACCAUAUAAUGUAUAAGCCAGUUUCGAGUGAAGGAAAUGUUCAAUACACGAAUAUAAAAUACAUCCAACCGCGUAUUAGUAAUAUAACAGAAACCAUCGAUGGGUUAGCAUUUGAUACGUUGUACAGAGUCGGCGUUGUAUUAUUAUCAGAAGACGGGAAUUUCAACGAAGAUGUAAAAACCGCUCAGUAUACGACCACUUGUUAUGAACCUGUUGACGUUAUUUAUAACUUAAUGCUACAUAGCAAAGAUCCAAAGUCAAUAACCGCUACUUGGAAAAAGCACACUCGACGAAGUGAGAACGAAUGCAAAAUAUACUAUCAUUUAACACUUAAGUUUAACCAUACUACAGUGUCUGAAAAUCAAAUAAGUGAAGUUCCGUACGUGGUUAACUUUACAAAUUUAUUGUCUAGUUAUCUAUACACUGUCGAAAUUCGAGCGCAUACAGCUUUAGGAUUAAUAAACCGGACAGAAGUAGCUCAUAUAAGCACUAAGCCAACUAAAGGUAAUAUUAUAUUAAGAAACAUUAAUGGUAAAGCUGAUGCUUUUAACCAUAGCAUUCGUUUGACAUGGGAACUUGCCGAUUCAUUAAUAGGAGACUCAAUAAAUUACACCAUUAAAUAUAAGGUACGCAGAUAUUUUAGUUGUUCUCAUCAUCCAGUUGAAAGCAAUUGGACAACCGAUAAUAUUUAUGGCCGAUUGAUGUAUGAAAUCUCGAACUCAACACCGAACACACAAUAUAUAAUAAACGUUGAACCUAGUAUUAAUUCAGAGUCAUUGGAGAAUUCAGUUUUUGUUAAAACACCAACUUCGACACCAAAUUUAGCUCCUGCUGUCGACAAAAACCAAUCGUUAUAUAUAACUAAUCAGUCUGUCACUGUCAAGUGGAUUUUCGAUAAAAAUCAGUGCACCAAGCUCAACGGAUUUUUUUCAGGAUACCAUUUAAUACUGAAGAAUUUAGAAAAUUAUACAGAAACGGUAGAUGACACAGAAAUUAAUACCAAGGAGUAUGUUAACCUUAAUCCAAACACAAAAUACGAGAUACAAAUUUACAUAAAAAAUAAUGAUGGAUAUAAUCCCAAUUAUAUGCUAGCAAUACCGUUUAAGACAAAAUCUCAGUUUCUAUCGCCUGUUGAAGAUUUAACUGUCUAUAAAAAAGAUUCUAAACAAAGGGCAAUAUCUCUUCGCUGGAGAUACCCAGAGGAAGAGGAUAUUGAAGUCUUAAAUUUUAUAAUCACAAUGACUAAAGACAACGCUUUAACUAAUUUCAAGGAAAUCCGCGCAAAUAAAGAUAAAUGCACAGGUUGGCCCAAUUAUUACUGUGCAACCAUUUCAAAUUUAACGCCUAAAGAUGAAUACACUUUCAAGGUGAAAGCUGUGUCACAAGAUUACGCUGAAGGAGGUCUACCCGCAUCAGUCAGUUGUAACUUCAUAGACGGGUUUUCAGACGAGCCUGGUAAUUUAAGAGCAACACUUAUCGGCUCGAAUAAUAUCACAUUGCAAUGGGACAUUCCGUGGAUUUUGAAUGGCCCUUUAAAAUCGUUUAUUGUAACCACUGAAGAAGUUACAGCAGUAGACAUGGAAACUUGCUGUGCAAGUCUUCCCGAUGUUGAGAUAAACGUUUCAAAAGAAGUUCCAACUUAUAACUGCACGUUGACUAAUCUAAAACCAGGUUCUACGUACUCGAUUGGGGUAUUGUCGAAAACAUCAUGGUAUGGACUAGCAAAACGAAUUUUCGUAUCUACGUUGUCAACUGCCACAUCACAAACAGAGACCAAAAUAUUAGUCUAAUAAAAAAUGUUACAUGUUUUUCACAAUUAUUCUUGAGCUAAUAAUUAUAAGUAUCGUCAUAAUAAAAAUUGUAUUUUACUAUUGAUAAA
Adelges cooleyi (spruce gall adelgid) is the source of this 3370-nucleotide messenger RNA. RefSeq names its product tenascin-like. Gene Ontology annotation, molecular function: protein binding. NCBI's taxonomy places the organism in Eukaryota, Metazoa, Arthropoda, Insecta, Hemiptera, Adelgidae. The record is from RefSeq and is a predicted model, not a curated record. The transcript has 22 exons. The coding region runs from base 63 to 3281 and encodes 1072 amino acids.